CUAAAUCUCCCAAACAUCGAAAGUAAAACUAAUAUCCAACUUGAAACUAUCACCUAUAAACCUCACCGCAGUCCGUUUUUUCCACAUAUGCCGGUGUUGCGGAAAAUAAAUUUGCAUUCAGGAUAAACAAACGUGGAAGAGAGUGAAGUUUACUCAUAACUGGAUAAUACUGAACGGGAGGACAAGCUAAAACGAGGAGCUAACACCUAAGAGAGAAGUUUGUUGAGCCACGCAACAUUAAUCCAGCAGUUCCAGUCAUGAUAUGUGUGUCAGAUAUAGGAGAUGGGGUCAGAGCUCAAAGCGGGGCCAAUGCGUGUCCUUGUGACUGGUGGAUCUGGUUUGGUGGGCAAAGCCGUUGAGCAUGUGGUGCAGCAGGCCGGCGGGAAACUGUUGGGAGAAGAAUGGAUCUUCCUCUCCUCAAAGGAUGCUGAUCUUGUAGAUGUCGAGCAGACCAGGGCUGUGUUCGAGAAGUAUCGCCCCACUCACGUCAUCCACCUAGCUGCAAAAGUCGGAGGACUCUAUCUACACAUGAGGGAGAACCUGCACUUCUUGAGGGACAACAUCAAAAUCAAUGACAAUGUACUACAAACAGCCCAUGAGAUGGGUGUCACCAAGAUCGUGUCUUGCCUGUCCAGUUGUAUCUUCCCUGACAAAACCACAUACCCCAUUGAUGAGACCAUGAUACACAACGGACCACCUCAUGACUCCAACUUUGGAUAUUCACAUGCUAAAAGGAUGCUUGAUGUUCAGAACAGGGCAUACUUUCAGCAGUACGGUCAUCGUUACACAGCAGUCAUCCCGACCAACGUGUUCGGUCCCUAUGACAACUUCAGCAUAGAAAAUGGCCACGUGCUGUCAGCACUCAUUAACAAGACAUACAAGGCCAAAAAGGAAGGAACUCAUGUAAAUGUAUGUGGCUCUGGAGCUCCUAGAAGACAGUUCAUCUAUUCUCUGGACCUGGGCCGUCUAAUCAUUUGGGUCCUGAGAGAAUAUGAGGAAGUUGACCCCAUUAUCCUCUGUGUGGGUGAAGAGGAUGAGGUCUCAAUCAAAGAGGCUAUAGACAUGAUUGCAAAGGCUCUGGACUUCAAAGGCAACAUACACUUUGACACCACCCUGUCUGAUGGCCAGAUGAGGAAAACAGCCAGCAAUGCCAAGCUGAGACGCUACCUCCCCGACUUCACCUUUACACCUCUUCAAGAAGCUAUAAAGAUGACAUGUGACUGGUUCGUGGCCAACUAUGAGACUGCCCGGACAUGAAGUGACCAAAAACCGAGUUGAAAAUGAACACUAAUGUUU
Messenger RNA from Micropterus dolomieu (smallmouth bass), 1296 nucleotides. Its product is annotated as GDP-L-fucose synthase-like. The coding region runs from base 283 to 1257 and encodes 324 amino acids. Gene Ontology annotation, molecular function: GDP-L-fucose synthase activity. NCBI's taxonomy places the organism in Eukaryota, Metazoa, Chordata, Actinopteri, Centrarchiformes, Centrarchidae. The record is from RefSeq and is a predicted model, not a curated record. Gene Ontology annotation, biological process: nucleotide-sugar biosynthetic process. The transcript is spliced from 11 exons.